This is a messenger RNA of Macrosiphum euphorbiae (potato aphid), 522 nucleotides long. Lineage: Eukaryota; Metazoa; Arthropoda; Insecta; Hemiptera; Aphididae. The record is from the annotation of a GenBank genome assembly.
AUGACUGACUUUGAAAAAUCCAUAAUCAACGCAUGUGAAGAAGUGUAUCCAAAUUCUCCUCUUACCGCAUACAAUAAUCCCGACGAUCGUUCAUUGAAAGUUUACACUCAUAUGAUGCUAGCGUUGGCAUUCGUACCUUUGGCUGAAGUUCCUCGCAUUUUCUCGCUCUUGGAAAAUGAUGCGCCUGAAGAUCUAUUACCAAUUUUUGAAUAUUUUGAAAAAAAUGAUGUUCUUGGUGUAAUAGCUCGAGGAAGAAAACGAGGGUAUCUUCCACGGUAUCCACCAGAAAUUUGGAAUCAACACCAAGCAGCUCUGACUGGUUCACAUAAAACAAACAAUGUAAGUGAGGGGUGGUACAAUCGCUUCCAGCUCGUUAUUGGAAAACAUCAUCCCGACCUUUAUUCUGCUCUCAGUGAGUUCCAAAAAGAACAAGCCGAUGUAGAGAUAAUGAUCUCGGAACUGAGUCUAGGACGAAAAGACCUACAAUUUUUGAGGACGAUUUCGCAUAAUAUUGUUUUGUAA